UCCGUCCAGGGAACCGUCUGGGGUCUAUAAAUUUCCCCGCCCAACCCUCAGGUCUAGCCGCGCAUGCGCGGAACCACUGGGUCUAGUAGUUGUCGUCUGGGAAAUGGCGGCAGCGGGCUUGGUCGCUGUGGCUACAGCUGCAGAAUAUUCUGGCCCAGUAGCGUCGGGAGGUAACCUUUCCGGUGUUAACUGCGGCCCAAGCUCCGGGGCAGGACCCGGUCCUGGCCCUAGUUCGUGGAGCCGCUCCCUUGAGCGAGCGCUGGAGGAGGCGGCGGUAACCGGGGUGCUGAGCCUGAGCGGCCGGAAACUGAGGGAGUUUCCCCGGGGAGCCGCCAACCACGAUCUGACGGACACCACCCGGGCGGAUCUAUCACGAAAUCGCCUCUCAGAAAUUCCCAUAGAAGCAUGUCACUUUGUUUCUCUUGAGAAUCUCAACUUAUACCAAAAUUGUAUUCGGUAUAUACCAGAGGCAAUCCUAAAUCUACAGGCUUUGACAUUCUUAAAUAUUAGUCGGAACCAGCUGUCAACACUGCCAGUACAUUUGUGUAAUUUACCAUUGAAAGUCUUAAUUGCUAGUAAUAACAAAUUGGUCUCACUUCCAGAAGAAAUUGGACAUCUCAGACAUUUAACAGAACUUGAUGUAAGCUGCAAUGAAAUUCAAACAAUACCUUCCCAAAUUGCUAAUUUGGAGGCCUUAAGAGACCUUAAUGUAAGAAGAAAUCACUUAGUACGUUUGCCUGAAGAGCUGGCAGAAUUGCCUUUAAUACGUUUAGACUUCUCCUGCAAUAAAAUUACAACAAUCCCUAUUUGUUAUCGGAACCUAAGGCACCUACAGAUGAUUGCCUUAGAUAACAAUCCAUUACAGUCUCCUCCUGCACAGAUAUGUAUAAAAGGCAAAAUCCACAUAUUUAAGUACCUGAACAUACAGGCUUGUAAGAUUGCUCCAGAUCUGCCAGAUUAUGAUAGGAGACCCUUGGGUUUUGGCUCCUGCCACGAAGAACUAUACUCAGGUCGCCCUUAUGGAGCUCUUGAUUCAGGCUUCAAUAGUGUUGACAGUGGUGAUAAGAGAUGGUCAGGGAAUGAACCUACAGAUGAAUUUUCAGAUUUACCUCUUCGAGUAGCAGAAAUUACUAAAGAACAAAGACUACGAAGAGAAAACCAGUAUCAAGAGAAUCUCAGCAGUUUAGUAGUAACAAAUGGUGGAGCAGAGCAUGAUCUGGACCAGAUUGACUACAUUGACAACUGUGCUGCAGAGGAUGAAGAGGAGGAGGCAAGACAGCCCAGGGGCCUGGACACAGACAGCCUCAGUUCACAGUUCAUGGCGUACAUUGAACAACGACGAAUCUCUCAUGAGGGUUCACCAGUAAAGCCAGUACCCAUGAGGGAGUUUCAAAAAACAGAAGACAUGAGAAGAUAUUUACAUCAAAACAGGGUUCCAGUUGAGCCAUCUCUCUUGUCAUUAUCACCAAGUCACAAUCAGCCAUCACAUACAGACUUCGAACUUCAUCGGAGGAGAGAACAAUUAGUAGAGCGAGCUCGGAGAGAGGCGCAACUUGCUGCCUUACAGUAUGAAGAGGAGAAAAUAAGGACCAAGCAGAUUCAGAGAGAUGCUGUCCUGGACUUUGUGAAGCAAAAAGCAUCACACAGUCCACAAAAACCACCCCCCUUCAAUGGCGAGUGUCCCUUCCCAUCCAGAAGGUCUCAACACACUGAUGAUAGUGCCUUGUUAGUGUUGCUGUCAGGGUUGAAUCAGGUGGGCUGUGCUGCUACCCUGACUCAUUCGUCUGCCUUCACACCUGUUAAGAAUGACGACAGAUCUAAUGCUGUAUCAAGUUCACCUACAACAGAAACAGUUCAUCAUUUUCCCACAUACUCUUUUCCUGCUGCUAUGCAGAGAAGCCAAGCCCAGCGCCCGGAAAGCUUCCUUUUCCGAUCAGCUGUCAGAGCAGAAACAAAUAAAGGUCAUCCUUCACCCCUUCUUUCGUCUUCUGCAACUACUACUGAUUCUACAGAUCCCAUAACAAGACAGAAUUUAAGGCAGAGAGAAGAAGAACUGGAAUCGAUAGAUCAACUACGGAAACAUAUUGAGUACCGGUUGAAAGUAUCUCUGCCUUGUGAUCUUGGAGCAGCUCUAACUGAUGGUGUUGUUCUUUGCCAUUUGGCCAAUCACGUUCGGCCUCGAUCUGUCCCGAGUAUUCAUGUUCCCUCACCAGCUGUACCUAAAUUAACAAUGGCAAAAUGCAGGCGAAAUGUGGAGAAUUUCCUAGAAGCCUGCAGAAAAAUUGGUGUACCUCAGGACAAUCUUUGUUCCCCUUCUGACAUCCUUCAGCUAAACCUCAGCGUUAAGAAAACUGAGCAAUUAUGUUUGCCUCUCCACAUUUUAGAAGAGAAAGGUUUGAGCCAGGUUGCAGUGACGGUCCAGGCUCUCCUGGAACUUGCCCCACCCAAGCAGCAGCAGCAGCAGCAGCAGCCUGCUGUGUAAGGACUUCCAGCACGUUGGGCACUGGCCUGGCCAAAACGGAACAGGACAACGUGAUUGCUGCUGCCCGCCAUCUGGGUAAAGGGACUGUUUCCAUGAUUCCUAACAGGAAUAUUUUGCUUUAUUUCUCCAUUUUAGGGGAGGUUAUAUACAUUUCCAUUGAAUUGUUUUGAAGACAUGGUUUUCACAAAUAAAACUGAGUCCUGUCAUUACUGAGAACCUAACCUUACAUGGGCAGUGCUUUCCCAGAGAGUAGGCUUUUCCCCACAUACCAGAAAGAUCUCAGAAGGAUAUUUAGCUCUUCUGAAGGCACGGACAUGCUAUUCUGUUUACAUGUUUCCAAGACCUGUAGAGUCAACUGGUGUCUAAACUUGAUUGUUCGAUAGAAUGUCCUGGAGCAUUUGUUAAAAUACAGCUUCUCAUUCAGUAGGGUCCAGUGUGAAGCCUGGUUGUCUGCAUUUUCCACAGACAUUCCAGGUAUUUCACAUAAUGGAGACGACUGUUCCCAACUAGAUGUUUGUAUGAUUUGGGGGAGUGGCGACUCCACUGUUUUUCAGACAUAUUUAAAAUGAAAAACUAUAUUAUGACGACUUGGACAGUUCUGUCCAAGGCAAAACAAUAACAUAGAACUGGGGGUUUUUGAACAAAAAAUCUUUUGUCCAGAUCUACAAUGUAGAAGGUCUGGAUUUUGCAUAAUGAAACAGUGAAACAAAUACAAUUGUACUAAGGCCAUUGUCCUAACCUCCCCACCCGCAACUCCAGCCUGUCACACUUAGAAGAGGGUUCCGGAUCCUCAGGCUAGUGAAAGGCACUGCUCAGCAUCAUGUGCAUGGACUUCACUGAACCCCCACCCUUUCCGCCCCCAUGCCGCUCCCAGGAUACCUGGACCUGUCAACACCUUCCAAUCAGAGCUGUGCACUUCCAGCUCCCUAACUAAUGGAAGAUUAUAAAAACAAAGCAAAAGUGAUAAAGGAAAAGCCAAGAAUCUUAUAUUUCUUUCAGGUAACUGCCAGUUCCCGUGGCUGAAUUAAAGCACUUGUGGCAUCUUAAAAAUGGCUUGCUGUCUUUUCAUCUAGCUCCACCACUAGCAUGUUUACUCAAUUGUGGGUGGAAUAAAAGGGCCCAAGGUCUCCCGCAACGCAAAACACAAAGCCAGGAGCCUUUAUCUAAGCCAUGUGGGGAGACAAGAAGUUCAGGCCACUUGGGUCUUUCUUGUAUUUUGAUCCCCUUCAGUUGUCAGUGAUGUGUUUUGGUACUCACUGCCUUUAUAAACGAAGCAAGUAGAGUUAGUGAAGAUGCUAGUUAUCUAGGCUUUUUCCUGUUAACUGUUCUGGGUUUCCUUUACCAACACAUGCAUUUGAGCAUAAUGUUCUUGCUCUUUCUAUCAUGUAAAUGUAGCAUCUAAAAGUAACUUUGGAUAAAAGUUGAGUAUCUGAUUAAAAUAAUAUUCUCCCCUUGUUCUCACAAGGAAACAAGUUCAUCACAACAUUACCACUUGUCCACAUUUAAAAUUAUGUAACACAAAACAUCUGCACUCAGAGCCCAAUGUUUCAGGGUCCUCACAGAACAGAAGUAAAAUGUCUUUUAAGGGCUUGGAGUCAGACCCAUUGUAUUUACAGUUCCAAACACACCCACUAAUCAUAGACUUGCUUAGAAUUUACUGUGUGUAUUUUUAAACUAUAGGUAUUUUUUCCUUCUAGUCAGCAUUAAACUUCAGUACAGUCUCCAAAUUAUAGACAGCUAUUUGAAUGGAACUGAGCAAAGGACAGGACUCUUGUCACCUAGAAUGCAAGGAAUAAUCCCAGAAGACAUAUAUAAUGCAACAUUCAGAACACUUGCAACUAAUUUUCCUCGAGGAGUAAAUGGAAAUUUCAACUUACUUCACAUUUUACAUAUAGCAUGAUACUUUAUUAAUGAAUUUUUAUCAGACUAAUUCAUAUUUAUAUUUGAAUUGCUAGAAAAAAAUUGUGUGCAGUUUUGGUUGAUAAUAAAAGGAAAAUAUUGACUAUAUUGAAUUUGUUAAGAUACAAAAACACGAUGGUUUUGUUGGAAAUUUUUUUGUAUUCAAUGUUUGUACCUUUGUUUUCGUUGUUUCAAUUUUUUUUAAACUUUAUUGAGGUAUAAUUUACAUGUCAACAAAAAUCAGUUGCCUUUAGUAAUGUGCAAUUUUUUAAGUUGUACCUUUGUUUAACUGAAAAGAAGGUUUAACAUUUAGCCUUGCUAGACUCCAUGUAAGAUGCAGAUGACUUGGUAACAGCUCCACCUAACAUUUAUGGAGGAGCUUCCUGCUGAAGCAGCAGCCUCCCCAGUGCAGAGUGUGAAGGAGGACAAGGCUGUGUGCUCCCCCGCCAGGGCCCCUGCCUGCCAGCUGCAGAGAUAGGUAGUCAGUCAGCAGGUUUCUGGGCUUUCAAACCAUGUUUCUCUGGAAACAACUCAUGGGAGGAGGGGCCUUUGUAUUUGGCUAGAACAGAAUAGGAAGCUUCUUAGUAGGUCACUUUCUUUAAUAGCUUUUUUAAAUACAGCCUUAGGCCUAAUCAAGGAAUCUGAUUUCUCUUACUUGAUCAGCAGUGACUAAUAAUAGUGUAUGACUAUGCUGAUGAGUAUGAUGAAUUUUUAAAACCCAAGCACUUAAAUGGUUAUAGAAAUGAAGGAAAACAUGGAUAUUUACAGACCUUGUUAUAUACACAUUGCAGUGAAAUGGUUUAUAGCGGAUUCAUUUUCUGAAAAUGUUGUAAACAUGUAAUUAGUAAAUGAUUUGUGAAAUGUCCUAUGUUUGUAUGUCUGUAAAUAUGAUACAUAAGUUGUAUGUAUAAAUAUGUCAAUAUCAUGUAUGUUAUUUUAAAUUGCGUUUUUGCCUCCUUACACUUGACAUUAAGAUAAAAGCCAACACUUCAAUAGCGUGAAAUAAAGCCUGGUUUGAAAAUGUU
Molecule: messenger RNA, 5406 nt
Organism: Phyllostomus discolor (pale spear-nosed bat)
Lineage: Eukaryota; Metazoa; Chordata; Mammalia; Chiroptera; Phyllostomidae
Gene: LRCH3
Product: leucine rich repeats and calponin homology domain containing 3
Exons: 22
Coding region: 104-2482 (792 amino acids)
Molecular function (GO): protein binding
Source: RefSeq, a predicted model, not a curated record